CGGCUUACCAAUGCUGUGACGUCCGCCUUUGUCCUCCCCAGCUUAAAGCGUCACUUAGGAAACGACUUCAUCCAGUUUCAUCCUCCCUAAUCGACCUACAUCUGUCAUGGACGCCAGACUCCGUCGGGUGAACAAGGAGAUCACAGACUGCAAGAACGACAAGGUGUCGGGGAUCCGCAUCGACCUCGUUGACUCGUCUCCAUUCCAUCUGCGGGGGGCCUUUCCGGGCCCUGAGGGUACACCCUAUGAAGGUGGCACGUUCGAGGUGGACAUUGUCAUCCCCGAAUCGUAUCCGUUCCAGCCGGUGAAGAUGAAGUUCAUCACCAAGGUCUACCACCCGAACGUGUCCUCCGCAUCCGGCGCCAUCUGUCUUGACAUCCUCAAGGACGCGUGGUCACCCGUGCUGACACUCAAAUCGACGCUCAUCUCGCUCCAGAGCCUCCUCUGCUCGCCCGAGCCGAGCGACCCGCAGGACGCGGAAGUCGCGAAGCACUACACGACCAGCAAGCACAGCUUCGACGAGACCGCGCGGUAUUGGACUAAGACGUAUGCCACGCCGCAUGGAGCGCCCGCGUCGCCCACGGCGCGCAGUGGUGGUGCCAGCAGCAAUAAUGCGCAGAGAGAUGAGGUCGCGAUCGCAGGUCUGGAGCAGGCGCACGUCGACCAGUUCGAGAGCCUCGGAUUCCCGCGGGGGAAAGUGAUCGAUGUCCUGCGCCGACUCAACUACCGUGGGGCCAAUGUCGCUAAGAUCGGUGAGGACCGCAUCGUGGAGGAGCUUCUCAAGUGAAUGCCGGCUGUCUCUGCAAUGCUCUGUGAUUUCCUUCCUGUAUCCAUCAUUUGCAUUGGGUCUCUAAUUGUAUCGGUUGGCAACGAUCUGUACCUCUAACACUGUUAUUUUCUGUAUAUCGAGAACCUGCUCACGACUUUCACGUCUGCCGUGUCGUAUCUCGAUGUCUGUACGGCGUGGGUGUACAGACUUGUGUGUCGGAGGAUCCUAGAGGACGUUGGAUACUUUGACCUGUCCUUCAAAGUGCUAACGAUGCCCCCCCAGUCAGUCAUAGUUGGAUAAAUAUGCAUCGAUGCGAUCUCGCUAUCCAUCGUUGACAUGUGGCGGUGCAAUAUCACG
Messenger RNA from Mycena citricolor, 1126 nucleotides. NCBI's taxonomy places the organism in Eukaryota, Fungi, Basidiomycota, Agaricomycetes, Agaricales, Mycenaceae. The record is from the annotation of a GenBank genome assembly.